GCAAAUGAUAAUUAAUUCAACAAGUUAACGAAAACUUAAACAAAAUAGAGUUACUUAAUUUAAAAGUCCAAUAAUAAUCCCUUCUAGUUAACGGAUCUCUCCAGUUGCUUCUGGAUUAAAUAGUUUAAAAAACUUACAUAGCCAUAAAGGAUCUUCGAUUGAUAUCAGUAACCUAACUCGAUUAAUGAAACCUACAAAAUUAACAGAAGUAAAUGAUUAAAAUAGGUUAGUCAGUGAAUAAUUUAUAAAUUUAAGUUUGGCUAGCAAAAGCGAAAGAGAAUAUAUAAGUGACAACUGAAAAUAAAUUACAAUUACCUAAGAAACAUAUUAAAUUUCCAAGUUAAUAGUUCAUGAACUUUAAAGAGGUUGUUCAUACAUCAAUAAGUCCUAAAAUAAAUAAAGAAACUUUGUAUAGCAGAAAUGCUUUUAAUUUUGAGUUCAUCAUUGGAAUAGGUGGUUUUGGAAAAGUUUGGAAAGUUCAACAUAAAAAAACAGGAUAAAUAUUUGCUAUGAAAGAGAUGUCAAAAGCAUUGUAUAUUAAUAAUUAACUAUAGAAUUGUUACAAAGAAAAGCGUACAUUCUGUAAUGAAUGAAAGAUAAUUAUUAAGUUAAUUAAAGAAUUCUUUUAUCGUUAAUAUGAAUUCUGCUUAUUAAGAUCGUGAAAAUCUUUAUUUAGUGAUGGAUUAUAUGAAAGGAGGAGAUUUAAGAUAUCAUAUAGGUAAAAUGAGAAGAUUUAAUGAAUAAUCUACAAGUAUAAUGUACAUCAAUUUAAUAGAAUUUUUCAUUGCUAGUAUAUUACUAGGAUUGGAGUAUAUUCAUUCAAACAAAAUUAUUCAUCGAGAUAUCAAACCAGAAAAUUUGGUUCUUGAUGAAAAAGGAUAUGUACAUAUAACAGAUUUUGGAAUAGCCAGAAUUGCAAAACCAGAAAAUAAUAGUGAUACUAGUGGAACACCAGGAUAUAUGGGUAAUGAUAAACAAAAUAUAAUUAUUUAGCUCCUGAAGUUAUGUGUAGACAAAAUCAUACUUAUGCUGUUGAUUAUUUUGCUUUAGGAGUUAUAGCUUAUGAAUUCAUGCUUGGAAGAGUAUAUUUAUAUAUUAAUUUAUAAGAGACCAUACUUAGGAAGAUCUAGAUAAGAAAUUAGAGAUUAAAUCAUUGCAAAAUAAGUUUAAAUUAAGAAGACAGAAAUUCCUGAUGAUUGGUCUUUAGAUGCAGCCGAUUUUAUAAACAAAGUAAUUUUUAUUUUUUUAUAUAGCUUUUACAACGAAAACCUUAAAAUCGUCUAGGAUUUUCAGGAAGUCAAGAAAUUAGAGAUCAUCCAUGGUUUUCUUAAUUUCCAUGGAAUAAAUUAUAAAAUAAAUCUUUAACACCUCCUUUCAUUCCUAAUGUAUUUUUAUAUUUUGAUUAAUUCUAGGCUACUGAUGAUAACUUUGAUUAAAACUAAAUUAUUAUAGAAGAUGAAGAAAAUAAUGAAUUAAUUUAAUCCAAUAUUCUUAUAUUAAGAGAUUAAAAUAUAUAAGGUAAAUAAUAUUCUAUUUUAGAUCAAUUCUAAGGAUACGAAUUUUAUUAGCAAACAAAUUCUUCAUCUACAGAGUAAUCUUCCUGUUCUUCUACCAAACAUAGUCGAAAUCUUAGUGAUAGGAUUUAGUUGGCUGAUAAAAGGAAAAUAAUAUGAUCAAAUUUUAGUUUCAAAUCUG
This is a messenger RNA of Paramecium sonneborni, 1695 nucleotides long. The record is from the annotation of a GenBank genome assembly. NCBI's taxonomy places the organism in Eukaryota, Ciliophora, Oligohymenophorea, Peniculida, Parameciidae.